ACCGUGAAGGUGCACAAGUGGAUUGAAGUGUUUAUUUCAAAACUUAUCCCUGGAAUAACUUUUCGCAAUACGUGUUGAAUGAAGUCGCCCAGCCGCUUCAGACAGACCGGGACGGCAUCUGUAGUUGUUCUCCAGCAGUUGUUUUAGGGUUCACUUUCCGUUCUCUAUGGACGAAACUGUGGACAGAGCGGUUGAGGAGCGGGAGGGAUCCACGCGUUGGUCUGUUCGGUCUGGCGCUUACCUCAGCGGAGAGGACGAGACCCGCGACACUCACGGGGCUCCCAAACAACAAGCUGACGACGAGCCCUCCCUGCCACUUAGGGAUUUCUAUCCAUAUAUUCGCUGUGCCCUUUGCAAUGGAUUUUUCAUUGAUGCCACCACCAUUACAGAGUGUCUUCACACUUUUUGUAAGAGCUGCAUUGUCAAGCACUUUUUCUACAGCAACAGGUGUCCGAACUGCUCUAUUGUUGUACAUCAGACACAACCACUCUACUGUAUCAGACCUGACAGACAAUUACAAGACAUUGUUUUCAAGAUGGUUCCAUAUUUGGAAGAAGAUGAAAGGUCACGAAUAUGUGCAUUUUAUAGACUGAGAGGGCUUGAAGUUCCUAAACCAGUGGCAUCACCGGCUGCAUACCCAGUGAAACUGCCUCAGAGACAGAAGAAAGACCUGGUGCCUCAGUCUGUUUUUACUAUUCCCUCAGAGCUGGAUGUGUCUCUGAUGUUGGAGUUUGUGGGAGCUGAGAAGGGUGUAGAGAACUAUAAGCCACUUGAGAGGAAGUAUGUGCGUGUGUCUGGGGAAGCUACUGUCCGUCACGUGGAGCUUUUUAUCAGAAGGAAGAUGGAGCUGAGUCAAAAUUGCAAGGUUGAUGUUGUGUGUGGAGAGCAUAUUCUCGAACAAUACCAGUCUUUGAGAGAAAUUUAUAACACCAUGGGUAAAAAGGCAUUGCAGGAUGGCAUGCUGGUUCUGCAUUUUGGACUCGUUCUGCCUACUCAGUAAAGAGAGAUUACAAAAGACAAACUACGGUGAUAAAUACAGUCCGCAGUGCUAUUUUGAGGGCUAAAGUGACAUUUAUCAUACCACAGUGAACCUAUGCAUUGAAUUUUUGUCUUCCUGGUUGCCUUUUUUCAACAAAUGCAUUAAGAAACAUCAGCACUGAUGAAUUAUUUCAAGCAAAUACUGUUUUUAACACUUUCCAAAGCUGUGAAGUUUCUGUAGAUGCUAUUUUAAAUGUUUGCGCAUGAACAACAUUCAUUAUUUCAUGCCUUAUCUCAAAGAAUGUUGUUUUUGCAUAUCAGUUAAGGGUAAAAUGCAUUGUGCCUUUAGAUCCGCAGACAAAUGGUUCGGUUAAAAAAAAAAUUUCACUGAAAUAUCUGUACAUUAUUUGAAUUUUUAUAUUCCUAUAUGAUUUUAUUCUGCGCAAGAACAAAGGUGUUCUCUAGUUUCAUUGCCUUUCUCUCCUUGACUCUUCUAGGGAGGUUUAAUUGUUUCUGUCUAUUUUUCUUUGUUCAUUUAAGAUGAAAAUGUUUGUACUACUUUAUACUUGCCAUAUUGUGUUGUUUUCAGGGCCUUCAGUGGGAAAAAAAGUAUUUUGAAAUGUUUUUUUUAAACAUCUUUACAAAUAAAUGUAAAUCUGUGCAUGGCCAAUCAGAUCACAUUGCAUAACAAUACAAUGCAAA
This is a messenger RNA of Danio rerio (zebrafish), 1680 nucleotides long. It is a transcript of the gene pcgf6, whose product is annotated as polycomb group ring finger 6. Gene Ontology annotation, biological process: negative regulation of DNA-templated transcription. NCBI's taxonomy places the organism in Eukaryota, Metazoa, Chordata, Actinopteri, Cypriniformes, Danionidae. Gene Ontology annotation, cellular component: nucleus; PcG protein complex. The record is from RefSeq and is marked provisional.